Cryptomeria japonica (Japanese cedar) is the source of this 562-nucleotide messenger RNA. Its product is annotated as dirigent protein 2. Lineage: Eukaryota; Viridiplantae; Streptophyta; Pinopsida; Cupressales; Cupressaceae. The transcript has a single exon. Bases 1 to 519 code for a protein of 172 amino acids. The record is from RefSeq and is a predicted model, not a curated record.
AUGGCUUCAAAGCUUUCCUUGAUAUCAUUCCUUAGCCUUAUAGUCCUUGUGCUGUCAUUUUCUUCUUGUUUGGCAUUCAAAGAAAAGAAACUUGUCUUCUAUUUGCAUGACAUUUUGAGUGGACAGAACGUUACAGGCGUUGUAGUGGGUGGAGUGAAGGGAUUAUCUUCAAGUCCAUUGAACUUUGGAACGGUAAUUGUUAUAGAUGAUCUUGUUACUGAAGGUCCAAAGCCUUCCUCCAAGGCUAUAGCAAGGGCCAAAGGAUUGUAUGCCAAUUCAGAUCUGAAGGGCACUAAUUUUGAUCUGCAAUUCUCUGUGGUGUUUGAGAAUCAGAAAUAUAAUGGUAGCACCCUUGAGAUCCAGGGAGCAGAUAGAUAUCUUCAGAAGAAAAGAGAGGUUUCUGUUGUUGGAGGGACAGGACACUUCAGAUAUGCUCGUGGGUAUGCUAUAAUUGAAACUGUUCUGUUUGAAGGUGUCAAUGCUAUUUUGAAAUUUAGUGUAAAUAUACGAUUAGAGUAGGCAAGGUAUAGUCAUUGGAUGUUUUUGCCUAUUAGUUUACAAA